UCAUUGGCAGCCUACAAAAAAUGGCAAACGAAGAAGAAGCUGGAGCCUCUGCAAGCUAACGCUAUGUUUUUAGCAUUACGACAUUGCGCAACAUAGAGCUGGCCAGUUUGCUGUGGAGCUAUUAAUGGCUGGCAAAUCUGUCUCACCUUAUUACACUAAAAAUAGCCGUCUACAGUUUGUGUUCUCCAGUUAGCAGAUGUUUCAUAUCAAGCAGUUGUUUAUAUGAACCGUCAGCUCAGCUUGAAAAGAAAGAGUCACACUGUCAGCAGGACAUGCCCAGAGCAAGGUGGGAUCUGAGGACACAGAAAGUCCACGAGAAGUGACGAGGGGGCUUGAGGGCUCAUGUCACAAACACUCACACGCCUUGACUCUCACUUUGGACAUCACCUCAGCAUGCUGAAGACAGGAAGGAUGGAGCUGCUGAGAGCACUCGUCAGCGAGCGUUUGUCUGCAGCUGCAGAUGAAAUCUUCAAGAUUGUAGAAAGAACAAUUGUGGAAUAUGAAAAGAAAAUGACCUGUUCAAAGUGGGUGGUGGACAGCCACCACAGACUGCUGGAUGUUGCCAUGUCCCAUAGUGAAGACUCUCUCCAUAUGUCCGACACAGUGAGGUUGCAGUCUGGUCAGCAGCAGCCUGCUGCCAGUGUGAACGUCAGUGUGUGCUGGGAGGAACCAGGUAAUGCCACGUCAGAGCGUCCCAACAUGAACAACACUCAUUCAGACUGCUCUCCUGCCAGUGAAAAGGACCACAGGGACCAGGAGAUGUUGAUUAAUAUUGAAGAUAAUGAUGUGAAGCAGGAGUGUGACCUCAACAUGCCGUUAAAGAUCCUCAAAGUGAAGAAACCGUUCAAAUGUCCUGUUUGCAUGAGCACUUUUUCUUCCAAAAAGACGAUGGUACGUCACAUCAAAAAGCAUCCAGAGGACAAUUUGUCACUUUACCAGUGUCAGUUCUGUGACCGCUACUUCUGCCACAAGUCUGAAUUCAUCAUUCACACCAGAACACACACAGGCACCAAACCAUACAAGUGCCAAGGCUGUGAGAAAAGCUUUGACGAGAGGGAUAGUCUGCUUGUUCACAGACAACAACACACUGAGGAGAAACCAUAUUGGUGUUUAAGUGAAAAGGUGGUGGCAGAAACUCACCUCAGAUCAGCUGCCAUUAAGAUUAAAGAGCUGGGCUGCAGACAGGAGGAUUGUGGCAUUAAGACAUUUCCACUUACAUUCACUCCCUAUGAUAAAAGUGAGUUUGAUCAGGAGUCUCUGCAGCCCCUGUGUCUUUACCAAAUCCAGACUGUUGCUGAUAUAGAUAAAGACUCCUCGGCUGCAGUUACAGGUGAUCACAUGAAAGCUGAGCCUGCUGGAGAUGAUGGAGUAUCAGACAGUACCACAGAUGAUCAGUUGCUGCUUUCAGUGAACCCGAGUGAACAGGGUGAAGAUGAGACUGAGCCAAAACGUCUCAACAUGAAAAAUAUCCUGCCGAGAAGACCUUCAGGAAAAUCCACCGAGCUCAUCGUUCAGUUUGAAGCAGGAACAACACAGAAACCUUACAGGUGUCCUUGUUGUGCCAAAUGUUUCUCCUUGAAUAAGACUUUAAUAAGACACGUGAGGAUCCACACGGAGGACAAACAGUAUCAGUGCCAGUUUUGUGGGAGGAACUUCUGUCAGAAGUCAGAUCUGGUCAAUCAUACGAGGAUACACACAGGAGAGAGACCAUAUCACUGCCAAGAAUGUUACAAAUCAUUUGCACAGAAAGGCAACCUGGUGGUUCACAUGAGGAAACACGCAGGAGAUAAACCGUAUCAGUGCCAAGAGUGCAGCUGUAGCUUUAAUCAGAGGUCCUCUUUGGACUGUCACAUGCAGAACCACAGACUGUGUGAGGAGUUCACAGCUUUGUCUUAAGUCUGGCCAUCAAACCUCAAUACUUUUUAGUGUCUGUAGCAACUAAAGUACUGAAAACUGUGAUUGAAUGUCUUGUCUGUCUUGUUUACUAAUUCUAUGAUUAUAUAAUUCUGAUUGAAAUCAAACUGACCACAAGGUCCAGAACUAAAGUCCUGUUUCCUGACGAGGCGUGUCACACAGUGAACACAUUAAAGCACCAUUCACACAGCUGCAGGGUGUCAGCAGGAGAGUUCUGUUUCAGACUCCCAGUAGUUGCUGGUUGUUAGUAGUUAUUAUUCACAUAUCUUUAACAGAAAAAACCCACUCCUGAUCUUCUGUGCAUGAUUGUCUGAAUAUUUCUCUGUACCACGUUUAAAGUCAGUCAACUGUUCCUGGUGAUCAUUACUGCAGCCUGUGUCUGUGAUAAAGUUCUUGUCCUGCUACUUGUGUUUAAAAAAUAUUCAGUAUUUGAAAGUUUUGGCUUUUAUUAAUGAAUAAAAGGAGAAACCAGUAUUGUAUCAGUAAUAUAUUCCUAACCAGCCCUAUUUGACACGGCUGCUAUCACCUGUAAAGUCCCUCUGGUCACACUGAUGAUGUCUAAUGGCUAAUGUCUCAGUGCUGUUGAUAGAUUGUCAGUGUGGCGAGUCCCAAGCACCCACAGGUGCUGGGUGUUAGUAGGACCCAAAUAAAGAAAUGUGUCAAAAAGUCUAAAUGUUAUCCUUCUACUUUGUCAUUGUCAUCUUUAGUGGUUAUUUGCAUAA
Molecule: messenger RNA, 2636 nt
Organism: Cottoperca gobio
Lineage: Eukaryota; Metazoa; Chordata; Actinopteri; Perciformes; Bovichtidae
Product: zinc finger protein 84-like
Exons: 3
Coding region: 343-1896 (517 amino acids)
Biological process (GO): regulation of transcription by RNA polymerase II
Cellular component (GO): nucleus
Molecular function (GO): RNA polymerase II cis-regulatory region sequence-specific DNA binding; DNA-binding transcription activator activity, RNA polymerase II-specific
Source: RefSeq, a predicted model, not a curated record